AUGGAGGACUCAGGUGAUGUGGUGAUCGAUGCAGAAUACGAAUUCUCAGCGCCCAAAUUCUUUGAUUUCAUUCUAGGAGAAACUGAAGAUCAGAUGCGUGAAGCGCAGCUUUGGUUUGAUACAGCUCUUACGUAUGCUCCUUCACCUUUUAUGCACAAGGUCAAGACCACAAGAGCUGUUCAGUUGGAGAGCCUUUGUGAUUUUACUGAACCUGGAAUUUCUCAGAAGGUAAUACACCAUAAUAUGUCUGAAUCGACCCAUUCCCGACCAUCUGAGUCAACAGGAACAUCAAGUACCAUGAAGAACAUCACCUUGGAACCAGAGAAACAAAGUGCAAAAACUGAGGAUGAUCCUGCUGACAGUAAGAAAGAUGUAACCUCAAAAGACGCAAAAGAUGAGCACCAUGAAAGUCUUUCCAGUCAGGUAUGUUUAGUAGACAAACAAAAUUCUUUCAGUGGUGGAGUUUCUUCUUCAAAUGUGAUCGUUGAACAAAAUCAAACCACAAAAAACACAUACCCUUCUCAAGGAGUAGAAUCAUGCACCCCAAAACCAGCAGUGGCUUCUCAAAAGAACAAGAGUAUCUCAGAAGCCGAGUCCAAGAAGCAACAGACAGCUAGAAGGAUUGCUAGUGCAGUGAAAAAUCCAUCAGCAUUCAAGUCUAGAAAUCAAUCACAACUAUCACAAGUCAAAUCUAAAACACCAGCUACUGUUAAAAGGGAUACAAGUCAAGCAAAUAAGGUUGGAACUCCCAAUCUAGCUCUAGAAAACCAAGCCAUAAAGCGGCAGAAACUUGAAGGAGGAAAAACAAGACAGAUUCUGAAUAUCAAAACACAAAUCUUGCUCCACAAAGCAAGACCAGGUGCUGUCAAUGGCAGCAACUCUAACUUAGCCACCCCAUCAACUGCUAGAUCUCGAAAGGAGGAAAGAAAGAUGUAUGUUCGUGAGCCAGCAUCAGCUCCAUUUGUUUCAAUGGCGGAAAUGAUGAGGAAGUUUCAAUCUGGCACAAGGGAUAUGAAUCUGCCUCCCCGUAGUACUUCAAUCUCACAUGGAGAUGCUAGCCAAGUGAUGCAAAGAAAGCCUAAACUGACACUGACCAGGCCAAAAGAACCUGAUUUCAUAACAUCUCAGCGCGUUCGCUCUGUUAAAAUCAAGAGUUCAGCAGAGCUCGAGGAAGAGAUGAUGGCCAAAAUUCCCAAGUUUAAGGCUCGUCCAAUCAACAGAAAGAUUCUUGAGGCUCCAACAUUACCAGCAAUGAAGAGAAGCACACCUCAGAUUCCAGAAUUCCAGGAAUUUCACUUGGAAACAAUGGAAAGAGCCCAUCAGAAUGCAGAAACCUCAACCGUCGCAUCAACAGAAGCAGCCCCUCAGCAGCAAUGGAAGCCUCAUCUUACGACGCCUAAGACUCCUCCUCUACAGACAUUAUUGAGAGCACGACCUCCUAAGAUCAAAAGCACCGAAGAACUAGAAAAAGAAGAGCUAGAGAAAGCCCCCAAGUUCAAGGCCAGACCUUUGAACAAGAAGAUAUUUGAAAGUAAAGGGGAGUUGGGUCUCUUUUGUAACAAAAAACGACAAGUCACCAUACCACAAGAAUUUCAUUUUGCAAUUGAUGAACGGAUUCCGCUUCCAACUGCAAAUGUUGCUGACUUGUUUGAUAAGCUUUCAUUGUGCUCAGAUUCCUACAAUCAGAAACCGAUUCCUAGAAACACUGCACCCAAUCCUUUCCAUCUGCACACCGAGGAAAGAGGGGCGGAGAAAGAAAAGAGAUUUGUGAUGGAAAUGGUACACAAACAAAUAGAAGACGGACGAGCUAGAGUUCCUAAAGCCACCCCAUAUCCUUAUACCACCGAUUACCCUGUGGUUCCUCCAAAACCUGAGCCAAAACAGUGCACCAAACCAGAACCUUUUCAGUUAGAGAGUUUGGCAAGACAUGAAGAAGAAAUACAAAGAGAGAUGGAAGAAAGAAGGAGGUUGGAAAUGGAAGAAGCUAGAAUGAGACUGUUUAAGGCUCAACCAAUAUUGAAAGAGGACCCCAUUCCAGUUCCUGAGAAAGUUCGCAAACCUCUAACUGAGGUUCAGGAAUUCGAUCUACAUGUAGUACACCGAGCUGUGGAUAGAGCAGAGUUUGACAAAAAAGUCAAGGAGAAAGAGAUGAUGUACAAAAGAUACAGGGAUGAGGCGGAGUCUGCUAAGAUGAUGGAGGAAGAGAAAGCUUUAAAGCAACUCAGAAGGACUCUGGUGCCUCAUGCAAGGCCGGUGCCAAAUUUCAACAAGCCUUUCUUGCCCAGAAAGUCAUCAAAAGGUGUCACGAAACCAAAAUCACCAAAAUUGAAGAUUAUCGAACGAACAGAAAGAAGAAAGAUGGUGGUGGCUGCAGCAACUUCAAGUGCAGCAUCAAAUAUGAGGUGAUGAUGUAUGCAAGUUCUUGAUAUCUCUGUUCAAGAACUCUUGAAUAUGGUAGAUAUAUAUUAUAUACAUAACCUGCAAACAGUCCCUUUAUAAGUUGUUGUCCAUUUGUUGUUUCAUUCUAUUCAAUUCGAAUUCGAACAAAUUAUGAUUGUUGGUUAA
Messenger RNA from Cynara cardunculus var. scolymus (artichoke), 2565 nucleotides. Its product is annotated as protein TPX2. Gene Ontology annotation, molecular function: protein kinase activator activity; microtubule binding. Gene Ontology annotation, biological process: activation of protein kinase activity; mitotic spindle assembly; regulation of mitotic spindle organization. NCBI's taxonomy places the organism in Eukaryota, Viridiplantae, Streptophyta, Magnoliopsida, Asterales, Asteraceae. The record is from RefSeq and is a predicted model, not a curated record. Bases 1 to 2406 code for a protein of 801 amino acids. Gene Ontology annotation, cellular component: nuclear microtubule; mitotic spindle. The transcript is spliced from 18 exons.